CUAUAGAAAAACAAGAUUCUUGCAUUAAUACUACAAUUGCAAAGUCUGUUACUGACUAUUCAAUAUUAUUAACUUAUUAUCCAAUUGUUCAUUAUACUUGUUGUACUGUUAAACAAAAAA
Molecule: messenger RNA, 120 nt
Organism: Racocetra persica
Lineage: Eukaryota; Fungi; Glomeromycota; Glomeromycetes; Diversisporales; Gigasporaceae
Source: the annotation of a GenBank genome assembly